Messenger RNA from Anoplopoma fimbria (sablefish), 1987 nucleotides. It is a transcript of the gene rab27a, whose product is annotated as RAB27A, member RAS oncogene family. The record is from RefSeq and is a predicted model, not a curated record. Gene Ontology annotation, biological process: melanosome transport; positive regulation of exocytosis. NCBI's taxonomy places the organism in Eukaryota, Metazoa, Chordata, Actinopteri, Perciformes, Anoplopomatidae. The transcript has 6 exons. Bases 232 to 894 code for a protein of 220 amino acids. Gene Ontology annotation, cellular component: melanosome; secretory granule. Gene Ontology annotation, molecular function: GTP binding; GTPase activity.
CCCUCAGUUGGCCAACGUGAGGAGGAGCUGUUUCUCAACAACCACGGGGAGUAAAGGAGGUGCUCAGUGUUAACGGAGCUGGUCUCAUGUCAAGUAACAGCAGAGAGGAGCAGGAGAAAGUAAAGCCAUCGUUUAUCCACCUCUCGGUGAAGUCUGGACGGUCUCCGUUAACUCCUUUCACAGCCUGACGCAGCGCAGCAGCAACGCCCCGCGGCGAAAUAAGCGCUCACUAUGUCUGAUGGGGACUAUGAUUACCUCAUCAAAUUCCUAGCCCUCGGUGACUCUGGCGUGGGAAAAACAAGCUUCCUCUACCAAUACACAGACUGCAAGUUUAACUCCAAGUUCAUCACGACAGUUGGAAUAGACUUCCGAGAAAAAAGAGUGGUAUACAAAUCAACAAAUCCAGAUGGAUCUUCAGGGAAAGGACAGAAGAUCCACAUGCAGCUGUGGGACACUGCAGGACAGGAAAGGUUUCGGAGUUUGACGACUGCGUUCUUCAGAGAUGCGAUGGGUUUCCUGCUACUGUUUGACCUCACAAAUGAACAAAGUUUCCUCAACGUCAGGAACUGGAUGAGUCAGUUACAGAUUCACGCGUACUGCGAAAGUCCAGACGUCGUUUUAUGUGGCAACAAAUGUGACCUGUCAGAUCAGAGAGCAGUCAGUGAAGAAGAGGCCCGUGAGCUGGCAGAUAAGUACGGAAUCCCAUACUUUGAGACAAGUGCUGCAAACGGGCAGAACGUCAACCAGGCAGUGGACGUCCUGCUGGAUCUCAUCAUGAAGAGGAUGGAACGAUGUGUUGACAAGUCCUGGAUCCCGGAUGGGACCGUCCGAGUCAAUGGACCCACCAACGUAGACAUCUCAGAGGGCUCUGAUAGGAACAAAUGUGCAUGUUAGAAUGAACAAUGGUAACAGUUCAUAUCUGUGGCCAUAAUAGUGGAGAAAAAAAUAGGAAGACAUCCAGGUUUAACAGUGGGAGCAUAUAGAGUAUAAUUGUAUUAUAUGUUAAGUAAAACUUCACAUUAUUUGUGUCCAUUGGCCCACAAAGCACUGCACCGACAUUCAACCAUUAACAUCGUGUGUUAUUGUCAGUACAGAUAACGGGCCUUUUGAAAGUGGGCAUUUAAUUUGAAUUCAUAUAAUGGGUCUUUUGAAUAAUUCAUUCAUAUUGGAGGAUGGGAUAUUUUUUCUUAUGAUGCCUAGCUUAAAUUUACAGUCAGUUAAAUGUUGACUGUGAUACCUGCAGUCAUAGUUUAUUGGGGUUGUAAAAUCUGCUACGGAUGUACUUACAGGAAAACUGAUGCUCUACUGAAUGUCCUGCUGAAUACUGCUAUCUCACCAGUGCCAUAGUCAGAAAUCAUGUUGCUCAUUGACCAUCUAACGUUAGAUGGACAAUUAACACUCACAUUUUAUUUUCUAAAUCACUGUUUGUGCUUGUUUGUCCCCAAAACGUAAAUUAUAGAAUACAGUUCGACUAAGACAUCUACUUUUUAUUAUAAAACAAUAAAUAAAAAAAUUGAUGCUCAGUAGUUUAGUUAAAGGAAAAAAUAAAACUGAGCAGUUACUCAGGAAUGCAGGUAAUUCAUCCGUUUCUAUGAAGGACCCAUGCAAAUAUAUAUAUAUAUAUAUGUAUGUGUAUGUAUGUAUGUAUGUAUGUAUGUAUUUUAGAUUUUUUUUAAUAGCUCACGUUUUUAGAUCAGUUUAUAAUACCACUGAUAUUUUAUAAAUACUUUCACACACAAAUCGAUAUUAUUUCUAUUACACUGUCAUUCUUUCCUGUAUAAAAGGGUAAAAUAUUGUUUUAGUUAAGACACACAAGUAUAUUUUCCCACUCAAUGUUUUAAUCCACAGAAUUUAAAAACAACCACUAAAAUUGAAUUUGAUGAUAUUAGUAAGUCCACACUGAAAUAUUUCAUAUUUUCAAUUGUGCCAUACAGUUUUCAUAUGCAAAAUAUGUAAAUGAUGUCCAAAAAUAAACAAUUUAUUUAUG